AUGAAAGAAGGUAGACAGGCUGUCAACUAUUAUGCAUUAGCUAGCAAAAGGGCUUUAACUAUAAUAAAGGGUGAUACAAAGAGGAGUAGAUAUGGUUGUGAAGAGGGGUGUCCUUUUAGGUGUUUGAUUUCAAAAGAUGGCAAAACUGAAGGGUUCAAGAUCAAGACUUUAAUCAACAAUCACACUUGUGAAGAGGCCUUUUUUAACCCUAGAGCUGAUUCAACCACUUUGGCCAAAUACUUCAGAAAUAAGCUUCAAAAUAACCCCAAGUAUAAGGUCAAAGACAUGAGAGGAGAACUUGAAAAUAAUUUUACAUUAAAUGUGUGUCAAUCCAAACUAAAAAGGGCUAAGCGUAUGACUCUUGAGAAGUUGGAAGGUAGUUUUAUAGAUGAAUACAAUAAACUUGAGGCCUAUGCACAAGAGAUUAGGAGGUCUAAUCCUGAAAGUGAUGUUGUGAUAAAUAUCUCCAAGGAUGCCUUAGCAGAAGGAAAAACACAAUUUUUAAGAAUGUACUUAUGCUUUGAUGCUCUGAAGAAAGGCUGGAAACGUGGAUUGAGGCCACUUAUUGGAGUUGAUGGUACAUUCUUGAAAGGUAGAUGUAAGGGUAUGUUGUUGGUUGCUCUAGGACAAGAUUGUAUGAAUAGUUUCUAUCCACUAGCAUGGGCAAUAGUGGACAAAGAAACCAGCAGGACAUGGAGCUGGUUCAUAGAGCUAUUGAAAAGGUCUUUGGACCUUAAAGAUGGUGCUGGAACCACAUUUACCUCAGAUAUGCAAAAAGGAUUGGUGGAUGUUGUUGACAAAGUGUUGCCUGGAGCUCACCACAGGUUCUGUAUGAGACAUGUUGAGAGUAAUUGGUGUAAAAAAUGGAGGAGUGGUGAAAUGAGGAAGCUUAUGUGGUGGUGUUCAUGGAGUUCAUAUGAUGAAGAAUUCAAGGACCAGUUGAAAAAGUUGGGACAAUUGUCAGAAGAAGCUGCGAGGGAUUUGGUGAAUUUUCCACCAAGGGCAUGGUGUAGGGCUUAUUUUGAUACUCAGUGUAAGAAUAUGACGGUUGACAACAACUUCACUGAGUCAUUCAAUUCAUGGAUCCUGGUGCCUAGAGGUAAGCCAAUAAUCAAGAUGCUAGAAAAGAUAAGAGUGAAAGUGAUGAAUCUGUUAGUGAAAAAUGAAAAUAAGACAAAGACUUGGGGUGCUAAUGGUGUUAGUCCAGAAUGCAUGAAUUUGUUCAAUGACUGGAGAUCUAUUGCACAUAGAUGUAAGGUGGAAUUUAAUGGAUAUUGGGGGUAUAAGGUUUCUGAUGGAGAAGAUAGACACACUGUUAAUUUAGAGCACAAAAAGUGCACUUGCAGACUUUGGGAUUUAUCAGGUAUUCCUUGCCCUCAUGCCAUUAAAGUAUUAAUACACAAAAAGGUGAUUCCAGAAACUAAAAUUCAUUGGUGGUAUACCAAGGAGGCUUACAUAUUGACCUACAAACACAAGAUGCAGCCCGUAAGGGGUGAGAGGUCUUGGAAGGUUGAGGCUUCUCAUGCAAUGUUGCCUCCUGAUGUUGUGAAACAAGUUGGAAGACCUAAAUGGAAGAGGGAUAGAGAGCCUGAUAAGGCAAGAAAAAGGAAGGGUGAAUGGUCACAGUCUAGAAAGGGCACUCAAAUGACAUGUCGUAAUUGUGACGAAUCAAAUCAAAAUGCAAAAGGUUGUUGCAAGGAAAAGUCAACUGAAAAUGCAUCAAUGAAAGGAAAAAGUCCAAUGAUGGAAAGCAAUUCGCAAUCAAGAAUAGUAGGACAGGAAGAUGAUCUUCAACAAAUACAAGUUGCAACGCAAGAUUUUGAACCAUAUGGUCCCAAUGUUGGAAAUGAAGAAGAUCCACCCCUAAGGCCAAUGGUAUAUCCUGAAUCUAAAUCUUGGGUUGAGAAGUUGAUGGCAAGAAGUGUUCCAACUGGUACAAGAAAAAUUAGUUUUACUGGAGAUCACACUGGUGUUUCAGUGCCAACUAAUCUGUCUUAUUCUCCAGUCAAGACAACCUGGAAGGGGAAAAAAGCAGUCUCUUCUGGACAAUUACAAAUGGAAGCAAAAAAAAAGAAGAACCAAAAUGGGAGUUAA
Messenger RNA from Capsicum annuum, 2094 nucleotides. RefSeq lists its product as uncharacterized. Lineage: Eukaryota; Viridiplantae; Streptophyta; Magnoliopsida; Solanales; Solanaceae. The record is from RefSeq and is a predicted model, not a curated record. The transcript is spliced from 3 exons. Bases 1 to 2094 code for a protein of 697 amino acids. Gene Ontology annotation, biological process: DNA transposition. Gene Ontology annotation, molecular function: zinc ion binding; transposase activity; DNA binding.